Medicago truncatula (barrel medic) is the source of this 1204-nucleotide messenger RNA. Its product is annotated as superoxide dismutase [Fe], chloroplastic. Gene Ontology annotation, biological process: superoxide metabolic process. Gene Ontology annotation, cellular component: chloroplast nucleoid. The coding region runs from base 94 to 1029 and encodes 311 amino acids. The record is from RefSeq and is a predicted model, not a curated record. Gene Ontology annotation, molecular function: metal ion binding; superoxide dismutase activity. Lineage: Eukaryota; Viridiplantae; Streptophyta; Magnoliopsida; Fabales; Fabaceae. The transcript has 9 exons.
GCAGUAGUACGUAAGGUAGCUCAAGUUAAAUUUGAAUCUCUUCACUCACUCACCCACCCAAUAGAAGCAGAAGCAAAAAGAGGGUGGAAAAAGAUGAAAUUGUUAUCACCUUCCGCAACCUCUACUACUCACAUAUCAUCUUCCUUUUUUCUUCCCAAUGGCUUCCAAAAUCAUGGUUCUUCUUCUGCCACCACCUUCAAAUUCUCUAAAAACCAGGGAAGAUGCAUAGGGAAUGAUGAGGGCACUCAAAUCACUGCAAAGUUUGAGCUGAAGCCACCACCUUAUCCGUUGAAUGCUUUGGAGCCAAUUAUGAGCCAGAAUACAUUUGAGUACCAUUGGGGAAAGCACCACAGAGCUUAUGUAGAUAACUUGAACAAGCAAAUUGAAGGAACAGAUCUAGAUGGGAAGUCACUAGAAGAAACCAUAAUUAUGUCAUACAAUAAUGGCGACAUUCUUCCAGCUUUCAACAAUGCAGCACAGGUAUGGAACCAUGAUUUCUUCUGGGAGUCUAUGAAACCUGGUGGUGGUGGAAAGCCAUCUGGGGAACUUCUAAAACUGAUUGAAAGAGACUUUGGUUCAUUUGAAAAAUUCGUUGAACAGUUCAAGCUUGCUGCUUCAACACAAUUUGGUUCAGGAUGGGCAUGGCUUGCAUAUAAGGAAAACAGACUUGAUGUUGGAAAUGCAGUAAAUCCUCUUGCAACUGAGGAGGACAAAAAGCUAGUCGUGCUGAAGAGUCCUAAUGCUGUGAACCCCCUUGUUUGGAACCAUCAUCAUCCACUCCUUACCAUCGAUGUUUGGGAGCAUGCUUACUACCUUGACUAUCAGAAUCGGCGUCCUGAAUAUAUAUCAGUGUUCUUGGAUAAACUUGUGUCUUGGGAAGCAGUCAGCUCAAGACUUGAGAAAGCUAAGGCUUCAAUUGCGGAGAGGGAGAAAGAGGAGGAGAGGAAAAGAAGAGAGGAAGAAGAAAAAUCAAGAACCGGAGAAGAUACACCUGCUCCGGAGAUAUUUGCAGAUAGUGAUACCGACUAGAAUACAGAAUGUUAGAUUUUUUGGUCUAGAGUAUAGAGUUCAAAAUGGUUAUGGCACUGUAUUUUGCACCAGUUAGGUGUGUACAAGACUUUGAUGUUAUCAGGAUAAAUUUAAAAGUUGUGUUUUCUUUUAUUUUUGCGAACUCAAGCAGGUUUAGCGGCUUCAAGCUGCAAAU